GCUCCCGUGGCGCGUGGUGUCGGCGCUGGCAGCCUCGGGCACCCUGGUGGCCGCCCCAGGUGGCGCUGUGCAAGGGCCACCCCCCAGCGGCGUCGCUGCUGCUGCUGGCAUGCGCCAACCUGCUCGGGCUGAUGGCCUUCCUCUGGGUGGAGCGCAUGCAGCGGAGAGCUUUCCUAGAAACGAGGCAGUCUCUCGAGGCCAAGCUGGUCGUCGAGGAGGAGUCACAAGAGCAAGAGCGCCUGCUGCUGUCCGUGCUCCCGAAGCACGUGGCGGCCGAGCUGAAGCAGGACCUGGACGCCGUGGUGCAGGGACCCUUUAAGAAGAUCUACAUGAGCCGCCACGAAAACGUGAGCAUCCUGUUCGCCGACAUCGUGGGAUUCACUGCUUUCUCGUCCACCUGUCCGGCGGCGCAGCUGGUGCGAACGCUCAACGAGCUGUUCGCGCGCUUCGACAAGCUGUCCGAUAAGUUCCACCAGCUGCGCAUCAAGAUCCUGGGCGACUGCUACUACUGCGUGAGCGGGGCGCCCGAGGAGCGGCCGGACCACGCGGUGCUGUGCGUCCACAUGGGGCUCAGCAUGGUCGAGGCGAUCCGGUCGGUGCGCGACCAGACCCGCAGCGGCGUCGACAUGCGCGUCGGCAUACACACUGGGGCCGUGCUCGCCGGAGUGCUGGGCCAGAGGCAGUGGCAGUACGACGUCUACAGCAAGGACGUCGUGCUCGCCAACAAGAUGGAGAGCGGCGGACUGCCCGGGCGCGUGCACAUCUCGGAGCGCACUCUGAGCUUCCUGAACGGAGAGUUCGCCGUGGGACCGGGGGACGGAGGCUCCCGAGAGGAGGCGCUGAGACUCGCAGGCCUCCAGACCUACUUCAUCACCGCGGUCCUCAAGCCGUACCCGGAGGGCACGCUGGACUACGGCAAGCAGCUAGAAGACGGACAGGUGCCCAACGCGGGCGGCGCAGGCGCCGAGGCAUCAUCAAGUGACGAAAAGGAGUACCGGCGUCGCUUGCACAAGGAGCUGCUCGAGAGAGACACCGAAAAGGAGCUACGUGACCACGCCCACCCGGUGAGUCUGUCCUUCCGCGACUCGGAGCUGGAGCGCCAGUUCGCCGGCACCAGCGACAGCUGCAGUUGCGUCUCGCUCGCCGCCUGGCCCCUGGUGGCGCUGGCAUCGGCCGCCGCUUACCCGCUGACGUCGUCGGGUCCCGCGUGCGGUGCCUACCUCGCCGGUCUAGUGGCGCUGUGUGCGUUGCUCGCACUCUGCGUGCUGCCCUUCUUCGCAAAGGCACCACCUCGUCCCAUGACCGUAGUGUCAACAGCGGUGCAGAGCAGGUCCUGGGUUCGACUGCUGGUUUCUUUUAUGGCGGUCGCGCUCUGGGCGUCACUACACUUGGCUACCACGCUCCUGGGCGUCAGCAGCGGAGGCGUCCAGCCGACCACCGUCGCCGACGAGCGGCCGGCAGGGGAGGGCUUCGCCAUGCGGUCGUUGAACACCGCUCGCCACUCCGUCAGCGUGGCGGCGCUGGCGCUGGUCGCCGUGGCGGUGCUGGUGCGGCUCAGCUACCUGACCAAGAUGGCCUUCCUGGCGCUCCUGUGCGCGCUGCAGUGCGCACUUUGCCUGCUGCCUCCUCUCAGUGAACACUUCAAGGUGGCGCCGACAACGCCGUCAUUCGAAGCCGAAGUCGUCGAGACAACCGAAGCCACCCUGACCACCGCUCUGCCAGUCGACCAGCCGAAGCUCCAGCAGCGUCUGCUAAGUCAUGCCGCUGUGCAGCUCAUCUACCUGGUUGCCAUAGGCUUGGCGUUGGCAGUCAUCUCAAGACAGUUCGAGCUCACUUCGCGGCGGCUGUUCUUGUGGCGGAAGGACGUAGAGGAGCAGAAGGAGAAGGUGGCCGACAUGCGGCGCAAGAACGAGGCGCUCGUCUACAACGUGCUCCCGCCCCACGUGGCCAAGGUGUUCCUCGGGCGACGGAGGCUCGACGAGGAGCUGUACAGCAAGAGCCACGACUCCGUGGGAGUUCUGUUCGCGGCCAUGCCCAAUUUCUCCGACUUCUACACCGAGGAGUCAGUCAACAACCAGGGGCUCGAGUGCCUUCGCUUCCUCAACGAGGUCAUCUCCGACUUCGACGCUCUCCUGGAGCAGAGUCGGUUCCGGGACAUCCUCAAGAUCAAGACCAUCGGCUCGAGCUACAUGGCGGCCAGUGGACUCAGCAAGGAGGACGAACCGAAGGCUGGUGCCAGCAUACAGGAGAGGUGGGGCCAUCUGGCGCAGCUGACAGAUUUUGCGCUCGCUCUCAAGGACACGCUCAACAACAUCAACCGCGAGAGCUUCAACAACUUUGUCCUCAAGAUGGGCAUCAACCACGGACCCAUCACUUCAGGCGUGAUCGGUGCCCGAAAGCCACACUUCGACAUUUGGGGAAACACGGUCAAUGUUGCCAGUCGCAUGGAGAGCACUGGAAAGGCCGGAAACAUCCAGGUGGUGAAAGAGACGGCCGACAUUCUGGAGACCUUCGGCUUCAUUCUCGAGCAGCGCGGCCUGGUGUCCGUCAAGGGCAAAGGCAUGCUCAUGACCUUCUACCUGCUGGGCAAGAAGCCCCCGGCCGCCCAGCAGGCGCAGCCCAGCGCCGCGGCCCCCACACACGUGCACACCAACCCACUCGCGCAGCAAGACGACGACGCGGCCGUCACCGCUGCUGCGGAGCCCGCCGCGUCGCCGCCGGACGCUAGGGCGACGACGCCGCCAUCUGUGGACGUCGCCGUGACUGCAGCCAACGGCACGGAGGCAGUGAGCACGGCUGCAGCGGACACCCUGCCGCAGCAGCUUCCCAACGGCGCAGGCCCCACGGCUGUGGCGGCGGCGAGCCCGAGCUGAGAGACGCUCUCCACGAGCCGCCAAGCCCACAGGGGCACUGACCCACAUCAUCACCAUGGUGCUACCACCCUCAGCCUCACGGCCGGCUCCAGCUGCGCGACCCGCCCUGCGGCAACCUCCCCGCUCGGCCUAAAGAUGGCCCGGGCCUUCCAAGGCGGCGGAGGCGGCAGCAGCCAACCCUUUGAGGCAUGCCUGCCCGGUGCCGCCACCUAGCGACUGAUACACCAGUGCAUCCUAUCCUUCCCGGAGGGGCGCUUCCGCCUCCAACGGACACCACACUUGGCCGGCCCCGCUUUGUAUGCACUAAGGCCGCGCCAACAGUUCCUCCAAGUAGCGGAAGCGCGUGUUGGACUGCCUUUUGGAUGAUCGGUUGGGUGCAAAGAGAAUGCUACGACCUCCUCUCGCCUGUCUUAGCUAUUCAAGAUUGCGGCCACCGGCAGCGGAGAAGUGCACAGUGUCCGCCUUCCGAAACCUACCCGACCCUCAUAGCAUGUCGACCGACCGCAAGCGCGAUGUGAACGUAAACACGCGUCCUUAAUGUUACCGUGAUUCUUUACCAUAGGGGGGAUCUGAUUCUUUUUUUUUUCUUUUUUGCUGUUUAAAAACUUCGCCGUCGAGCGAAUGAAGGACCCGUGUUCUUUGGAACAGGUUGGCAGAUACUGAAUACUGAGUGCAAAAAAAAAGUCUGACCUUCAUGUGUUCUUGCAGUGCGCCGUGAGUGUUUUGGCUGUUCUUAUUUUAAAAUGGACUUGUGCGUGCUUCUGCCUUCGGCAGGUCUCUACGAGGUUGUUGAAGUUGAUUGUUGUCAUUGCUUUCUUGUACAUUGUUAUCAUCUUGACUUUACAUGUUCUCUGCCCUUUCUUAGGAGGAUGGUUUACGUUGACGUUGCCGGUUUCAUUCACUAAUGCGAGAAAAAUAAUGUGUUCCUGUUCAGUUUUCAACCCGUAAGCGAUAACAUCUCUGAAUAGACGCACAUUGGUGUAAGCACUUAAGUGCUGGAUGACUAUCGGCUUCUGUACAGCCACUUUGGAGCGUCACUGCCUGUCAAUAGCAAAUUAUGCCCCAGUUUAAUUAUACCUCAUGCUUCGCAUUUACACCACUCGCGCACGCGUCAAAGAUAAAUCCUGCUGUUGUCGUAAUACGAAGCGGCACAUUUGCUUGCAGGUAAGUUUACUCCUUCAGAAAGAGCGGUAAUGAUAGCGAAUUGGUUUACCGUGGAAGAUGACGAACCUCCCGCGCAGGACAGCGUUGGUCACUGUCUUCAACUAUUCGCUGGGUGGCUCCGUUGUUCUUUUCCUCUGUAGGUUGUGUUUUAAAUUGCAAUUGCACAAUUGCGCCUCGUUAAUGAAACUGAACAUCGUCGCUUCAAGUUGAAGUAUACGACGGUCGCGGGCUUCCCGUAGUGUUUGACACGCAACCUCCAUUUGCACACGUCCCAUAGAUGUAUAGGACACUGAUACGCAGGUUCGGCGUAUCAG
Messenger RNA from Dermacentor silvarum, 4351 nucleotides. RefSeq names its product adenylate cyclase type 3. Bases 132 to 2873 code for a protein of 913 amino acids. The transcript is spliced from 18 exons. Gene Ontology annotation, molecular function: adenylate cyclase activity. The record is from RefSeq and is a predicted model, not a curated record. Lineage: Eukaryota; Metazoa; Arthropoda; Arachnida; Ixodida; Ixodidae. Gene Ontology annotation, biological process: intracellular signal transduction; adenylate cyclase-activating G protein-coupled receptor signaling pathway; cAMP biosynthetic process.